Molecule: messenger RNA, 684 nt
Organism: Penicillium olsonii
Lineage: Eukaryota; Fungi; Ascomycota; Eurotiomycetes; Eurotiales; Aspergillaceae
Source: the annotation of a GenBank genome assembly
AUGGCUGCACCUCUGGACAUCAACAUCCUAAAUCUCAAUGGCAACUGGGUCCUGAACAAGGAGCUUACCACUGAAGCGGAACCCAUUCUGAAGCUAGUAUAUCAUCCCUUCCCGAAGACUCAGAGUUCACAUCUAAUAUAUCGACACCAGCAAAAAAUUCCCUGGCUCAUUCGAAAGGCCUUCUCAUUCGCAACGAUCUAUAUCCGGAUCCAACAGUACCCCGUCAAAGAUAGCGAGUCCAGCGACCCGCCUAUCCAGAUCGAUUUCGAGCAAACGGCUUCUGCGGGCCUGGCUGGCACGAAAGAAGAACGGAUACUUGACUGGGCUAGCUAUGAACAUACGGAUUACUUCUUUGGCUCGGUAAAGGGUCAAAGUCGAUUUGUUCAUGGGACACCUGGCAAGGACGGUAGCAUACGCCCGGAGUUUGAGCUUCAGACGGAUACGAAAAGCGAACAGAUAAAGCAGUUCCUACGAGGAGAAGUCAAUGUCGAUUUGACUAAAGCCGAGGGAUUCUUGGUUGAGGCACAACACGAGCCAUGCAAUAUUUCCAAUCCUCCGGGUUGCUGGGUGCAUACAUUUGAGAAGAAUGAGAAGUUGGGAUGGACGGUCGAGCAGGUGAGUAACAGAGACGCUUCGGUUGAAUCCCAAUUGACAUCGACUAGAUUUGGGGAUUUGAAAACAUAG